Molecule: messenger RNA, 3300 nt
Organism: Bombina bombina (fire-bellied toad)
Lineage: Eukaryota; Metazoa; Chordata; Amphibia; Anura; Bombinatoridae
Gene: RBM39
Product: RNA binding motif protein 39
Exons: 18
Coding region: 1617-2915 (432 amino acids)
Biological process (GO): mRNA processing
Cellular component (GO): nucleus
Molecular function (GO): RNA binding
Source: RefSeq, a predicted model, not a curated record
AGGCGAAAGGUAGCCGCCAUUUCAAGGAGUUGUAGGUUUACCAUUACGCAGCCCAUAAUCCUUCCACUCUAAAUUUCUACAUUCAUAGAGGCAGCGCUGUUUUGUAUUGCUUUCUCUUUCCUCAGUGAUCGGAAGAAUUACUAAUUUAUUUUAUAACGACGGAUUGUUUGUUUUGUAGAUAAAACAUUUCUCACCAGCUCGAAGGGAAACAGCUUCCGUGUUUUUUUAUUAUUCACAAAUCGGGGCCUGGUUGAGGCCUGCGUGCUGUUUGCAGAGCGAAUCCCCGGGUCUGUUAGGGGGAUAGUCAGAGCUACAAAAUGGCCGAUGAUAUUGAUAUUGAAGCAAUGCUGGAAGAACCUUACAGGAAGACUUGCCUAACGAUAUAUCACCUCUACUCCCAUGAAUUCACCUUUGAUUCCAGUGUGAACUGUCAAUCAUAAGGUAGUAAUUGAGUGACGUAUCGCUGUACCGUGGUCCCCUAGGUAAAAAAGACUUUUCUAUGAACUGCCGAGCUCCAGUUUGGCUUAGCAACAAGGUGAAUGUAGUGGUUUUUGGGAAAAAAAGGGGUUCCAAGAAUAUCCACUUUCACCAACAGAGCAGAGCGGUUCAGCAGUUUGCUAAUCUUAAGAGGAGGUUUUAACCAUUUUAUGGAUUUAAAAAAAUGCUGGUGAACCUCACAUGAGAAACAGCUUUGAAUUAAAAGAAAAAUUCUUGGAUCCCUCACAAGGUGUAGUCAUUUAAUCUUGAAUGGCUGAUAUGUGGUCUCCAUUCUGUAAUAUAAUUUCAGUUACCUAAAUUUACUGUAACUAUUUAAUAAAAGUUGCAGCUUUGAUAUGCCAAGUGGACUCCCUUCACUAUGCCUAGGGAUUUGUUUUACAGUUUGCAUGCAAAAGCACAGGACACCACCGGAAUAAUUCACUUUGUAAUUGGUGUCUUAAACCCUUUUAGUUUUUUUUUUUUUGUGGGCUUGCAACCACAGUGCUGGACUAGCCUAUUCUGUUAUGGCAUAUUUGUAAUAUUAAUUAACCUUAAAGGAGAUGUUAGGAAUCAUGAAGUUUAAUCAUUAACAUGGAUUCUUUCCAUGUAAACAGGCAUGGCACUAUAGAAAUGUGUAGGCUGAACAGGUGCAUAAUUGCUUACUUUUCUUGGGAGUCCCCGUUACUAAAGCAGUGUGAAUCCCUGUUUGCUUCAGGGCGAGAUGUGUGACAGAGGUGGCAUCAAGCUCUUACAGUCCCAACCCUCCAGCGAAAAUGGGCGAAGAUCACAGGAUUGGCAUCGGUCACAGGAAAUCGAUAGUGGCUGGCUGCUAGCAUGGCCGAUUGGGGCUUAGGCAAACAAUAACCUUGGAUGAGAACAAGUUGAGCAGUGCCAAUGGACAUGAAGAACGGAGCAAGAAGAGAAAAAAAAGUAAAAGCAGGAGUCGAAGUCGGGAGAAAAAGCGCAGCAGGAGUAAGGAACGCAAACGCAGCAAAGAUCGGGAAAGGAAAUCGAGUAAAAGCCAUGAAAGAAAACGCAGCCGCAGUAGAGAGCGGCGCAAGAGCCGCUCAAGAAGCAGAGAUAGAAGGUUUAGGGGAAGAUACAGAAGCCCUUAUUCUGGUCCAAAGUUUAGUGGAUCGAUGCGUGGGAAGAUGGGAGCACCACACAGCGUAAAAAUAAGGAAGCGGUCGAAGAGCAAAAGCCCUCAAAAGAAAGAAAAAAGCCCUGUGAGGGAACCAAUAGAUAACCUGACUCCUGAAGAAAGGGAUGCACGCACAGUAUUUUGUAUGCAACUUGCUGCAAGAAUAAGGCCAAGAGACUUGGAAGAAUUCUUUUCAACAGUCGGCAAGGUUCGUGAUGUGAGAAUGAUUUCAGAUAGGAAUUCCAGGCGAUCAAAAGGGAUUGCCUAUGUGGAAUUUGUGGAUGUGAGUUCUGUCCCUUUAGCAAUUGGUCUUACUGGGCAGAGAGUUCUUGGAGUUCCUAUCAUAGUUCAGGCUUCUCAGGCAGAGAAAAAUAGGGCAGCAGCAAUGGCCAAUAACCUUCAAAAGGGUAGUGCUGGGCCAAUGAGACUGUAUGUGGGAUCUUUACACUUCAACAUAACAGAGGAUAUGCUACGUGGGAUUUUUGAACCUUUUGGUAGAAUUGAAAGCAUCCAGUUGAUGAUGGACAGUGAAACUGGCCGCUCUAAGGGCUAUGGUUUUAUUACUUUUUCAGAUUCUGAAUGUGCCAAAAAAGCCUUGGAGCAAUUAAAUGGCUUUGAGCUUGCUGGCAGGCCAAUGAAGGUUGGUCAUGUUACUGAACGUACAGAUGCUUCCAAUGCUAGCUCCUUUCUAGAUAGUGAUGAACUAGAGAGGACAGGAAUUGACCUUGGAACAACUGGCAGGCUUCAGUUAAUGGCCAGACUUGCUGAAGGCACAGGAUUACAGAUCCCACCAGCAGCUCAGCAAGCACUACAGAUGAGUGGGUCUCUAGCAUUUGGUGCUGUAGCUGAUCUGCAAACCAGGAUUUCACAACAAAGUGAAGCUCUUGCAGCAGCUGCUGCCUCUGCUGCUGCCAUUUCUUUAGCACCUUCUCUACAGAUACCUAAUCCACCCACAACUCAACCUCUUGCCACUCAGUGCUUCCAGCUGUCCAAUAUGUUCAACCCUCAAACAGAAGAGGAGCUAGGGUGGGACACAGAGAUUAAGGAUGAUGUUAUUGAAGAAUGCAACAAACAUGGUGGAGUUGUUCACCUUUAUGUAGAUAAAAGUUCACCUCAGGGCAAUGUAUAUGUGAAAUGUCCGUCCAUUGCAUCGGCAAUAGCAGCUGUUAAUGCUCUCCAUGGGAGGUGGUUUGCAGGAAAAAUGAUCACAGCUGCCUAUGUUCCUCUCCCUACUUACCACAGCCUAUUCCCAGAUUCUAUGACUUCAACUCAGCUUCUUGUUCCUGUUCGCCGGUGAAUCAAACAAAAAGGGAAUCUGACUACCAGAAAAACUGAUUUCUAUAGUGUGCAGCAAGUACUUUGGAUUCUAUCAGUUAAUGGCUUUCAAUAAAGCCCUCUCUUCAUUGGCACAAUCUAGUUAAUUCAGUAUGCUUUUUACACCGUUGUUGGAAUAUAGGAACACAGUUUGAAGGGAGCUAAGUUCUGCUCCACACUACAGAAAAUGUUGUUCUAGUUGUUAGAAUUCCUUUUAAAACAUUUUUGUACAUAGCCUUUUUUAUUUUUGAGAGAACUGUUCUGAUGUUUUAUUAAGACCCAGGUGAUGAUGGAAGGGUGUGAUGUCAAUUUAUGUAUACUUCAAAUAUUUUCAAAAUAAAGAGUGAAUGCCAUCUUUCAUCUGACAA